UCUCUCUCUUUCUCUCUCUCUCUCUCUCUCUCUCCAUUAACUCCUGUUCCAAGCUUCAUUCAUGUAUUCUCUUGCUUCAAAACUUAUCAUAUACAUUUAUUAGCUCAGGAAAAAAAUAUUUUCUAUAUUUUCUAACUUCUAAACCCCAACUUUUAUUAAAGAAAAGAGGAGAAUACUCGAAUACCACGGAGGCCCAUGUUUGCUUCACAUUGUAAUAAUAACAUUUCAUUGGGAGAGUCUGGGAAUCUUUAGCUGUGCCUAUCACCUUCAGUUCCUACCGCGCACCAGCUAGCUUUGUUUGUUGUGGGAUCUAAUACUCUGUCCUUUUUUGUUGAGAUUUCUUUUUUCGCCCUUAAAAGUUUCAAUCUUUUCAUGUUCUUUGAAUCUUUCCGGUUGAUUUAUUAGCCGUUUGCGUCCAGCUCCCUUGAAAACUUGUCUGCCUCUUCCCCUUUCCGAUUGUCGUCCACUGGUUGUUUCCUUUCCUUAUAAUUUUUAGGAAACAAGAGAGAGUGGUUAUGGAAAGAUUAUACUCGGUCUAACGUCUAUGUUCCAAGAAAUAUAAGUAAAAAUGGCAAAGGAGUACAGUGGAUCCCCAAAGCAUCAUCAGCUGGAAUCCAAGAGGAAGCGCCUCAGUUGGAUCCUAGGGGUCAGUGGGCUCUGCAUUUUGUCUUACAUUUUUGGCGCCUGGCAGAAUACUUCUGCCCCCACAAAUCGAUCGGAGGUCUACAAUAAAGUCGGUUGUGAUGGUGGAUCACCUCCCGCAGGCAACAGUGUACCAUCGUCGUCGUCAUCACCAUCAUCAUUUAGAUUGGACUUUCAAAGCCAUCAUCAAGUUGAGAUCAACAACUCCGGCGGAGUCCAGAAGUUCCCGCCUUGUGCUUUGUCCUAUAGCGAAUACACUCCUUGCCAAGAUCCAGUGAGGGCAAGGAAAUUCGAUCGUAACAUGUUGAAAUACAGAGAGCGGCAUUGCCCCAAAAAGGAAGAACUCCUCCUUUGCCUGAUACCUGCUCCACCAAGAUACAAGACCCCUUUCAAAUGGCCUCAGAGCCGAGACUAUGCCUGGUAUGGCAAUAUUCCCCAUAGAGAACUCAGCAUUGAGAAGGCUGUUCAGAAUUGGAUUCAAGUCGAGGGUGAGCGUUUCAGAUUCCCUGGAGGAGGCACCAUGUUCCCCCGUGGAGCUGAUGCAUAUAUUGAUGACAUUGACGAGCUCAUUCCUCUCAGAAGCGGGAAUAUCAGAACUGCAAUAGAUACAGGCUGUGGUGUAGCAAGCUGGGGUGCUUACCUGUUGAGGAGGGACAUCCUGGCAAUGUCUUUUGCACCAAGGGACACACACGAAGCACAGGUCCAGUUUGCAUUGGAGCGGGGAGUUCCUGCUAUGAUUGGCAUUAUGGCUUCACAGAGGCUUCCUUACCCAGCGAGGGCUUUUGAUAUGGCUCAUUGUUCCCGCUGCUUGAUUCCUUGGCAUAAAUAUGAUGGUAUGUAUCUAAUUGAAGUGGACAGAAUUCUGAGGCCUGGUGGUUACUGGAUUCUUUCUGGCCCUCCUAUCAACUGGAAGAAAUACUGGAGAGGAUGGGAAAGAACACAAGAAGAUUUGAAACAAGAGCAAGAUGCAAUUGAGGAUGUUGCCAAGAGCCUGUGCUGGAAGAAAGUUAUUGAAAAGAAGGAUCUUUCAAUUUGGCAAAAGCCCAUCAACCACAUUGAGUGCAUUAAGAGCAGGAAGUUGUAUAAAACACCGCAUUUAUGCAAGUCGGAUGAUCCAGACACUGCUUGGUACAGAAAUAUGGAAACUUGCAUAACCCCGCUACCGGAAGUAAGCAGCUCAGAUGAAGUUGCUGGUGGAGCGUUGGAAAAGUGGCCCCAGCGCGCAUUUGCCAACCCUCCUAGAAUUACUAUUGGUUCAAUACCAGGGAUCACAGUUGAGAAAUUCCAAGAGGACAAUGAACUAUGGAAAGACAGAGUGACACAUUACAAGCGGAUCAUUCCCCUAUCCAACGGACGAUACAGGAACAUAAUGGACAUGAAUGCCUACCUUGGUGGAUUCGCCGCUGCCUUGGUACAGUAUCCAGUGUGGGUCAUGAAUGUGGUUCCUGCCAAUUCGAAGCAGGACACUCUAGGCGUCAUUUAUGAACGGGGUUUCAUUGGGACAUACCAGGAUUGGUGUCAGGCAUUCUCAACGUAUCCAAGAACAUACGAUCUGAUUCAUGCAGGCGGAGUCUUCAGCAUAUAUCAGGACAGGUGCGAUAUCACCUACAUUCUGCUAGAAAUGGAUAGAAUUCUGAGGCCAGAAGGAACAGUUAUCUUUAGGGACACAGUGGAAGUCCUUGUGAAGAUUCAGGGUAUUACAGAUGGAAUGAGAUGGAAGAGCCAGAUUAUGGACCAUGAAAGCGGGCCCUUCAAUCCGGAGAAAAUUCUUGUUGCUGUCAAAACUUACUGGACUGGUGAAGCUACACAGAAACAAGACUAGUAAAGAGCUGUAGCGUAUUUUCCAUUUUUUCCCCUGCUGCAUCUGUGUCUCUGCUUGCAGCUUUUCGGGAGUUCUUUUCUUCUAUGGGAAUUGUCGUGUUUACUUGAGUUUUGCCAAAGCAUACUUUUGCUGUUUAAAUGAAAAAAAAAAAAAGGUUAGUUUUGCUUAGUCA
Alnus glutinosa is the source of this 2636-nucleotide messenger RNA. RefSeq names its product probable methyltransferase PMT18. The coding region runs from base 569 to 2464 and encodes 631 amino acids. Gene Ontology annotation, molecular function: methyltransferase activity. The record is from RefSeq and is a predicted model, not a curated record. The transcript is spliced from 7 exons. Lineage: Eukaryota; Viridiplantae; Streptophyta; Magnoliopsida; Fagales; Betulaceae. Gene Ontology annotation, cellular component: trans-Golgi network; endosome; cytoplasm.